AUGGGAUGGGCAAACAUCUGCCGAAGACGGUUGAAAGUGUUCGGUCUCGCGCUGGUGAUCUACCUGGACUACAAGGUUGGAUGAGUCUCAGAUUUCCUGUUGAUGGCGAAUGGAAAAGAUUGUACAGCAUGUCAGCUCAGAUGAUUUUAGUUCUUGGUUUAUAAUUGCAGGCAGUUCAGAAGAGGGCGAAAUGGAUGAACAAAAGCAAGAGAGAGGGAUUAUGGAUGAAGACCCACGAGCGGAACGCCCGGCGCCUGCUCGAUCUAAUGAUUCAGCUGGAAGGCCUCUGGGUCAAGCUCGGACAAUACCUAUCCACUAGGGCGGAUGUGCUUCCCGAGGCCUACAUUUCUCUCCUGAGGCAGCUGCAGGAUUCUCUUCCUCCUCGCCCUCUGAAGGAGGUGAGUUACGUUCUAUUCUGAGAUUCUAAAUUCUACUGACUCCUUUAAAUUGGCUAGAAUAUCCAUAGCAGACGGUUCAGGACGGUGCUUGACGCACCGAAUCCUCAUGGAGGCGAUCUUCAGAUGAUUUUCAGCACUUUUUUGUUGAUUUUCUUCUCUGAAAACCUGAUUUUUGGAAAAAUUAUCAACAGUUUCCUCCCAAAGAAAACCUUACCUGUUCAGGGAAAAGAUACUUCGAAUUUUGGACACUUGAAUGAAUACUGAGCAUGUAUUUUCAAGAAAUUUCAUUGAUCUUUUGUUCCUUCAGGUCAAACGAACAAUAGAGGAACAGUUGGGUAAUAAAGUGGAAGAUCUCUUCUCCAAAUUUUUCGAUGAACCUCUCGCCACAGCUUCUGUGAGUGCUGACCCUUUUUGAAUUGAAAACUGAAAGUGGCGACUUCGUCUCAUUGAGUAUUGAUGCAUCGUUGUUUUCAUAUUGAUGUCAACGAUACCAGCAAUUCUUUUGACUAUCUACCUCGUGCAAACCUAUUUGUUGUAGAUUGCACAGGUCCAUCGUGCGACGCUGAAAAAUGGGCAGGAAGUCGUGGUCAAAGUUCAACACGAGGGCAUCAAACGUGUCAUUCUAGAGGUCCCUGAUGGCCUAAAUAUGAUACAACCCGAAGAAAUUCUCCUCCAAAGCUAGAAAUUCUUACAUGGCCGGUGUUUGUCUGCAGGACCUGAAGAACGCAAAAGCGAUAAUCAACUGGAUAGCAUGGGCUGAACCGCAAUAUAACUUCAAUCCGUUGAUCGACGAGUGGUGCAGGGAAGCACCAAAGGAGCUGGACUUCAACAUUGAAGCCGGUGUGCCUUCUUAGCUAAAACUUCACCCCACAGGGUUCAUUAUUUCAAUGAAGAUCGUUGGGGCAUUUCUUGUUGUCUUGAGAGAAUUAGCCAUGAUUAUCAUUAUUUACACAAAUCUUUGAUUUUCUGCUUUUGUGACUUUAUAGAUAAUACUAGAAGGGUUUCAGAGAACCUGCGUUGCAAGAAGAAACAGGGGAGUGAUGCUCGUGAUAAUGUCGUGGACGUGCUGAUUCCUGACAUUAUUCAGGUGCCUUGUUGUUCAUAGCUUUAAAUCCAAUCUGUUCAAAAACAACUCCAUAGACCUUGGGUUGACUUCUUCUGACUUUGUCGACUCUGCCAUUUUCGUGGCUGAUGGCAGUCAACUGAGAAGGUCCUCAUUCUUGAGUACAUGGACGGUAUCCGCAUGAAUGAUUAUGAAGCAAUGAAUGCUUUUGGCGUUGACAAACAAAAGCUCGUGGAAGAAAUUACCCGUGCAUAUGCCCAUCAGCUGUAUGUGGACGGUUUUUUCAAUGGCGAUCCACAUCCUGGUAUACACACCCGUUCCUUUAUUUAAUUCAUAUGGCUCAGCAGCCCGAGCCAGUGCAUCAUAUUGAUUUGUCCCAAGAGCUUUUUCAUUCGGAUAUGGUGAAUCGUAUUGAUGUGGCAUUCAUCUUAUCUACACUCUUGCUGUAGGUAAUUUUCUGGUGAGCAAGGAACCCCCACAUCGGCCAAUUUUGCUUGAUUUCGGACUCACAAAGUCCAUCUCUGUCUCGAUGAAACAAGCGCUGGCCAAAAUGUUCCUGGCUUCAGUAGAGGUUCGUACUUUCCUGAUCAUAUUUGGUUCAAAGGGAGGAGUUUGUUAAGGUUAAAUGAGGAAGAUCCUCUGGCAAGGAAGUUUCCUUGCUAGUUGCACCAUUGUGGUUCAAUAGUUCCUCCUGUAGAAUGUUGAAUGUAUCUGUUAUUAUAUUAGCUGGGCCACCAUCAAAAUUAAAAUCGAUCAAGUAUACAUCAAUUUCGAUUGUAACCAAUGCAGGAUUAUUCCUACCCAAUCGAAGACUAUUGUUAGCAUAAAUGCAAGGUAGCCAAUUUGGUCUCUGUCACAUGGACGGCAUAAAUGGGGUAGUUCAACAUGAGCGAUUAUCGCCUCUGAUGAUAUGUUAGAUUUUUCUGGCUGAUCAUCUGAAAAUCAGGUCUCGUAGGCCCCAUCUUGACAACCACAGGCUUAUUUCUAUAGCAAUCAAUACGAUAUUAUUCUCGCUACUUUGAUUAUUAUUGGAAAUGCAUUUACUUGGUGUUUUUUGGCUUGUGCGAUACAUGUCUCUGAUCCCAUCUAAUCUACCGUGAUGUCUUCCAUGACAGGGGAAUCAUGUGGCUCUACUUUCAGCCUUUGCAGAGAUGGGACUAAAAUUGCGGGUGGACAUACCGGAGCAGGCUAUGGACGUCACUAAUGUAGUCUUCCGGACCACAACCCCAGCAAACGAAGCCCUUGUGAGUACAUACAAACCGGGAAUCAAACCAUGCCCCCACCCCCUUCGCCUUUCCAUUGUACCAUCGGGGCCCGCCCAUUGACUAUGCUCGUUUCCUCUUUCUCGCCCAGGAAAACAUGAAGGCCCUGGCCGAUCAAAGAACCAAGAACAUGAAGGCCAUCCAGGAGAAGAUGAAGCUCAGCAAUAAGGAAAUGGCUCGCUUUAAUCCUGUAAGGAUAAAUCGCCUGCUAACCGUGCUACGUUUCCUAUUUAAUCGAAGAAAAUUUGAAACUUAGGCGAUGUUCUUGACGAGCAGGUUGAUGCAUUUCCUGGUGAUGCCGUCAUAUUUUUCCGGGUCAUAAACCUUCUUCGAGGUAUGCAGCAAAUGAACAUAUUUAUGCUGUUUAUAUUAGCAGAAAAUGAGCAUGCUAAUAAACUUGUUAUGCAAUGUCCUCGAGCUUCCAGGGCUUUCCUCCUCGCUGAAUGUGAGGAUAGUCUACCAGGAAAUCAUGAGGCCCUUUGCAGAGUCCACUAUGAAGGGGUGAGCAGAUCUUCCGAUUGAACUCCAAAAAGGCUGUUUACUUCACAAUCUAACUCAUUUCCUGAACCAGAUUGAUCGGGCCCGAGUCUCUGAGUGACACUCAGUGGAUCAAUGGCUCUCCCGUGCACUCCGACGUGGAGGCCAAACUGAGGAAACUACUGGUCGAAAUCGGGAAAGACAAGGUGCUCGGCGUCCAGGUAAUGCAGCAAAGUUCUGAAGUUCCUUGUGUUCAUCUUCUUCCUCCCGCUCUCCAAGAACAUUGGAUGCAGAUUCUUGAUGCGCAUGUUAAAGAAUAGAAGAUAAAUCCCCCCAUUCUCAAAAACAGAGACUAGGCAUACCACUAUCUCCUCACUGGUGAUUGAUCAUGGCGACGGGAUCUCCCCAUCUCUUCUCCCGCUUGACCCUCCACUUCUGUCAGAUACUUAAGAGUGGCUUAUGCACUCUUAUGCACUGUUGUCUCUCAGGUUUGCGCGUACAAGGAUGGAAAGGUGAUCAUAGACACUGCAGCUGGUGUGCUUGGCAGAUAUGAUCCCAGGCCAGUUGAACUCGACAGCUUGUUUCCUGUAUUUUCUGUCACAAAAGGGCUCACUGCGGGACUGGUGCAUUGGCUGGCUGACAGAGGGUAAGAUUAGUCUGUUUCCAAGGAAGCAGAUGAAGGUGGCAGAGUGCUGUUCUCUUGUGCGGUGUCGGUCUCAUCUCCCUGAUGAUUUGCUGCUGCAGGAAAUUAAGCUACGAUGAAGCUGUUGCAAAUAUCUGGCCAGGCUUUGGGGCGAACUCUAAAGAUCAGAUAAAGGUGAGAUGCCGCCAUUAAUUGCAGUAGCACAGAGUCGAAGCCCCCUUCUCACAGAGAGAGCUUCCCCUUCCCCUUCCCCUUCCCCUUCCCCUUCCCCUUCCUCCAGGUCCACCAUGUGCUCAAUCACACCUCGGGCUUGGCCAAUGCGAUGGGCAGCGCCAUCAGAGAGUCUCCUCUUCUAAUGUGCGAUUGGGAGGAGUCACUGAAGCAGAUGGCGGCGGCGGCCCCCGAGAGCCCCCCCGGCUCCGAGCAGCAGUACCACUACCUCUCCUUCGGCUGGCUGUGCGGCGGAAUCAUAGAGGUACAUCUUUCUCUGCGAGCCAAGUAUUUUACUUGGAUGACCUGAAAAUUGAUUAUUUGGGUUUUGAUUUCAUGGUCGUGUUGCUCUGAUUGUGAUCUUCCAUGGAUGGAGCAGCAUUCAUCGGGGAGGAGGUUUCAGGAUGUUCUGGAGGAGGCGAUCGUCCAGCCCCUCGGUCUCCAUGGCGAACUGUAUAUCGGCAUACCUCCAGGUUGGUAGCUUGUCUCAGAUAUCCUCUGGCGAGAUGGUCCCUCCGCCGCUGAUGGGUCUGUGUGAUUUCCACUGGCAGGAGUGGAGGCUCGGCUGGCAACGCUGACCAUCGACCAGGACGACAUCGCGAGUCUCUCGGCGAUCGGCAGCGCGACGGAGGUUCCGGCGUCUCUGAGGGAGCAGAACCUGGAGGAGAUGGUGGCGGGGCUUCCCGUUCUCUUCAAUGCGCUCAACGUGCGCCGCGCAGUCAUCCCCGCCAGCAGCGGGCACUGCUCGGCUCGCGCGCUGGCGCGCUACUACGCCGCGCUCGCCGCCGGCGGCACGGUUCCGCCGCCGCAUUCGGCGAGCUCUCUGCCGCUCCUCGGGAGCCACCCCCACCUCCCCACCUUCCCCUCGGAGAAGAAGCCGAAGAAGAAACGCCACAGCGACAGCAGCAAGGGGAAGGAGCCGGCGGAGCAGAACGGCGCGAGCUCCAACGGCCACCACCGCAGCUCCGCCGUGAACGGCAGCGAUUUACCGGAAGAGGAGGGCAGCAGGAAGAUGUUCUGCAACCCGAAAAUCCUUGACGCCUUCCAGGGUGUGGGCGACUACUCCUAUCUGACCCUCGCCGGCGGGAAGUUCGGGCUCGGGUUCGGGCGAUUUGAAGCGGCCGGCAGCGAGGAGGAGGCGGCGUUCGGUCACUCCGGCAUGGGCGGCUCUACCGGCUUCUGCGACGUCGCCCACGACUUCGCCAUCGCCGUGACGGUGAACAAGAUGUCCCUGGGCGGCGUGACCAGGAGCAUCGUGCGGCUGGUCUGCUCAGAGUUGGGCGUUCCCAUACCGCAGGAGUUCGCCGCCGUCGGCGAUCGGCGCCCCGACAUGCAGCUCAACCUGUCGCUAGCUACUGACUAG
Messenger RNA from Spirodela intermedia, 5416 nucleotides. The record is from the annotation of a GenBank genome assembly. NCBI's taxonomy places the organism in Eukaryota, Viridiplantae, Streptophyta, Magnoliopsida, Alismatales, Araceae.